This is a messenger RNA of Fraxinus pennsylvanica, 2190 nucleotides long. The record is from the annotation of a GenBank genome assembly. Lineage: Eukaryota; Viridiplantae; Streptophyta; Magnoliopsida; Lamiales; Oleaceae.
AUGGGGAUUAUUUCCCUGAGGUCUUUCCUCCAAAGUCUCUGCUGCAAUUCUCCAUGGAAUUAUGCUGUGUUCUGGAAGUGCAAGCAUCAAGGCGAUAUGAUAUUGGUAUGGGAAGAUGGCUACUGUGACAGUUGGAAGCUGAGAAAUCCAAUGGAGGGCACUUUAGAUGGUUUCGACUUAGAAAACUCAAACAAGAUAUCAUCCUCAGCUCAUAAAUCUAGUGUACCUGAUGAAAACCCAAGUGAAUAUCCAAUUUCUCUUGCAGUUUCUAACACGUCAAAUGCAUAUCAUUUAUUUGGAAAGGGAACUGUCGGCGAGGCGGCAUGUACUGGGAAUUCUCGCUGGAUUUAUUCCGAUAGCAUGGCGACUAAUGUAUUUUGUUCUGGUUUAGUUGCUAAGCGUCCGCAUGAAUUGCUGCCUCAGAUUUUGGCUGGCGUAAAGACAAUAUUGCUUUUGCCAGUGCUUCCCCACGGAGUUCUACAGCUUGGAUCAAUGGAAAUGGUAGCAGAAGAUGCAGCAAUAGGUGCUUAUAUCAAAUCUGAGUUUGAGACCCAUAAAAAAAUUGAGGCAUGUGAUGGAGAAUCGCCAACGCUUUUGUCUACUCUAAUGGAGAAUUUAGAGGAGAAAAUGAUCACUGACGUAUAUAAAAUAAAUGAAAAUGAGAAGGCCAUUAUGGAUGCUAGUUCAAUAGAUCACAACUUAUCUACUGCAAAUCAGACGAUGCCAGUGCCAGAGCCAUAUUUAAGUGGCAUUUCUGUAAAGGAUGUUCCAUAUACUCUUGAAAAUGUGAUAGAGAGCAAACUCAGCAGUCAAUCAUUAGGCAUGAUUCAUGCAGCUGAACCAGGACUCAGUCAUCAAUCACAUGAAGAUAACAAAUCAGUUAUAACAGAGAGUAACAUCUUCAAUUCCCUUUGUCUGGAUGAAAACAACAGAUCCUUCCCUUACAGUGACGACUUUGAUGUGACGAUGUGCGGAGAAUAUAUCAAUGAAAUGACAGAUUUUUACACUGAGCAAGGUGUAACUGUACCUACUAUUUCUGCCUACGAUUGUGAUAACAGCAUUUGUGAAAGUGGAGGUAACAUUUUGAGCUUCCCCAGGGACUGUGAACUGCACAAAGCACUUGGACCAGCAGUUUCAGGGAACCCCAGUCAAUAUCCAUAUGAAUUGUCUAUCUUGGGUGACAAUGUAGCUAGUAACUCGAUCCCUGAUGACUGUCAUCUCACCCGCAGAACGAGAUUUUCAGGGAUGGGAAAUGGAUUUCCUGUAAAAGAAAAUGAUAUUGGAAAACUUUUAGAAAAUGUUGUUGCCAAUGCAUGUAGUAACACUGAUGAUAAUUCUUCUGAUGAUAGUUCAUCUAACAAAUUCAACUGUGCAAGCGCAACGAAGAUUUCAUCUGGAUCUUUGGCUACCUGCAAAAUACCUAGUCAAUCCAAACAAGUAGCCUUGGUGGAAGAAGAUCAAGUUUCUUGGAGCUUUGCAACAUCUGUCUUUACGUCCAAGAGAAAGAAUACUGUAGAUUGUUUGUUGCCUUCAGCAUCUUCAAUUGAAAGCACCAUGAGUGUAUUGACGCACAAGCAGCAGCAGCGGAGGAAAGGACUGGGUUCCAUGAACCCAGGUAAAGGAGUAAGCUUGUCAAGCACCAAAAAGAGAAAGGUACAUGCUGGGGAUAAUCGGAGGCCUAGACCACGCGAUAGACAGUUGAUUCAAGAUCGGAUCAAGGAGCUGCGGGAGCUUGUCCCAAAUGGUGCAAAAUGUAGCAUUGAUGGACUUCUAGAUAGGACCGUAAAUCACAUGCUCUUCUUAAGAAGUGUAACUGACCGGGCUGAUAAAUUGAGGCAGCAAGCUCUGAAAGAGGAAACUGGUGAAAAUAUUCCCAAAAAACCUGAAAUUAACAGUGACCAUCAAAAUGGGACAAGCUGGGCUGUGGAAUUAGGAAGUGAGCAACUGUGCCCCAUAGUUGUAAAAGAUCUUGAGCACCCUGGACACAUGCUUAUAGAGAUGAUGUGUAAUGACCAUAGUCGCUUUCUCGAAAUUAAUGAUGUGAUUUAUCAUUUGCGACUAACUGUGCUUAAGGGUGUCAUGGAAAGACGCUGUGACAAUACAUGGGCCUGCUUUGUUGUCGAGGCCUCGAGAAACUUUCAUCGUCUGGAUAUCUUCUGGCCUUUAAUGCAGCUUCUGCAACAAAAUUAG